CGGUAAGAAGUUUGAUCUACAGACUAGAGAGCCCCGCUAUUCAUUCAUUCUCAACUUACUCAAUGUCUCCUUCGGAUCAUGCUGCAACAGAGAGGCCAGUUUCCAAAGGAGCCCGUGACACAGCUGACACUAACAAUGCCAAUGAAAAUGGUGUUAUCCCAGUAGACUCUGUAAUCAGGGAUACUGGUACCGUUAACAAAGAUAACAAUGAAGAAUACAAUGAGGGUAGUACGAUAAAUGUUUCAGACGAAAUCUUGACUGUUGGGAAUUUCGUUGAGAGUGAAACACAAGGAGGGCAUGCCCACUCUGAAAACCCCAAAGGUGCUAAUGAUGACGAAGAUGAUGACAACGUGGAAGAUAUCGGGAAGUUUAGUAUCGAAAGUAUCAGCAAUAUCAGCAAUAUCGAUCACAUUUCUAUUGAUCAUAUGAACGCAAUCGAUAAUAUCGAUAAUAUAGAUGGUAUAGGCAAUAUCCAAAUUCAUGGUCAAAACAUCAUAAACGAACAGCAAGAUUUCCCCACAAUCGAGGUCAUAAAAACUGUUCAAAGGAAUAGAAAGAAGCGCCAAUUUUCUACGAUCGAAGAUGAGGAGAUGUCACGCUUAGAGUUCCAGCAAUGGACCUCAGGGUUUCUGGCUGAUGAUCUAGAGGACCCGAAUGUCGAAGUUUCUAUAGAUGACGUGGAGUAUGGAUUUCCGCAAACCACUGCCGCCCAUUUCACAGAUGUGGUUGAGGACCAAUCCAAUGUUGGCUCUGGAAAAAGAAGGAAAGUUGACAGGAAAAAUCAGAGAAAAACAUUCAAGUCAGAAAAGGAACAAACUGCAAAGCUCAGGCACAGUAGUGAAGGCCAGAAAGACAACAUUGAAAAAACCGCUGCAUCUUUUUACAUUAAGCAUACCGAAGAAGGGGAUGAUGAAGUUGAAAUGAAUAGCAAGAUCGGAGUUGCUAAUUCACAACAUAAUGUCCCAAGUAAUAAAGACCAUGAGAUUCAUAAAAUAGUGAAUGAGACUAAGAACAGCCAUCAUCAGUUGGAUGACCAUUUGGUGGAAAAGGAAGAAGACAACGUUGAUCCCGAGUUAGCCAACAUAGACACGAACGCAUUUGUGCACGAUGCCAUGUUGGAUGCACGAGCGUUGGUUUCUCUCAACUCGUUGGAUUAUCUGCGAAACAGAAACGAGGGUAAGAGUGGGUUCGAAGGAGAAGACUCGAGGGGUCAGGAAGAAGUAGAUGAUGAGAAUCUUGCAGUUGAGGCUGUCAACCGUGCUGUCAAUCAGGCAGUUGCCGCUGUUCAUGCAGGUGCAAAUGCAAGAGGAGAUGAGGAUAAGUCAGAUAACAGCCAGGUUGAUGGAGACGUCAACGAUCUGGUUAAUGACAACAACAACGAGCCUGAUGCUGAUGUCAUUGCGGCGGCAGUUGUAGCUGCUGAAAAUUCUGUGAGGAAAAGGAUACAGAGUGUGGGUCUUCCGUCCAGCGUAUCUGACGGGGACAAGCAACUGUUUGAGAUCUUUCAAAAGGAACAUAACAAGAGCGUUGGCGACGGCGAAGACGUCGUUGGGGCAACAGACCCGAACGCUCCGCUCGUGACGCGGCACGGCAUCAAGAACAACAGGGUACUGUCUAAGCUAGGCAGCAAGGCCUCAAGCUCCAAGAAAAGUACUAAGAAGAAGUCAAAAGAGGUGAAGGUAGAAGAGAGCGAAGAGAGCGUCUUGGAGAAAGAGAAGAUUGCCGAAGCCAUAUCGAAGGCGCAAAAGCUGAUUUCCGAGCAGCCCAAGGGCCGAUCGUUCACCAAGGAGGAGGCAGAUGCGAUCGAGGUGUUCAUCAAGGAGUACGAGAAGAUUCACGACAUGACGCACGAGAAGUUUCUCCAACGGAUUUGGGGGAACGAGCGUAAGAAGGACAAGUUCUGGGAGAUUUUGCACAGCGUCCUUCCGAACCGCACAAGGUCUUCGUUGUACAAGCACGUGCGCCGGACGUACCAUAUCUUCGAGAAGCGGGGGGUGUGGACGGCGGACGAGGACCUCAGGCUUGCCCAGCUGGCAAAAACCUGUGAGGGCAAAUGGCGGCUGAUUGGCGAGGAGUUGAAGCGGAUGCCGGAGGACUGUCGGGACCGGUGGCGGAACUACGUGAAGUGCGGGUCGAAGAGAAACGUGAACCAGUGGACGAUCCAGGAGGAGUUCAAGUUGAAGAGCAUUGUGGCAAGGGUGCUGGAGGAGGAGCGGCGGCGGCUGCGAGAGGAGGGGCUGCGCAACGCUGCUGCCGCUGGCGCUGGCGCUGGCGCUGGCGCUGGCGCUGUCGACGAGAAGCGUGCCGAUGGCAGCGGGCCAGCCGGGGGCGGCUCUGCGCAGGAGAGCCGGCUCAAGCAGGCUCGCGAGGCCCAGGUCUCGCCGACCAUCAACUGGACGACCAUCAGCGAGCUGAUGGGCGGCACCCGGUCCCGGAUCCAGUGCCGCUACAAGUGGAAGAAAAUCAUGAAGAACGAGAGCGUCAAGAAGCUCCGCGAAAUGGGUCAUGACACCAAGCUCUGGAUGCUCUACAGCAUCAAGCGGCUCAGCGAGAACGACCCGAACAUCGAGGCCAACCUCGACUGGAACGCGCUUGCAUUGAGCGUGCCAGAAGCAUACAGCUUUGCUGCGAACUGCGCCGAGUCCGGCAAUGUUUCUACCGGCGGCAGCCCGACAACGGAGCCGAAGCAGGAGCAGCAGAAGGAGCAACAACAACAACAGCAACAAGAUAACGAGCCUCCUGAGCCUGCUCUGCAGGAGACACCGUCACCCCUCGCGUGGAACGGCGUGGACCUUGCGACCUGUUUCCAGCGGCUCCGCACAACGGUCGACGCAAAGGGCAAAGGCUUUGUCGAGACGAUCGACCUGCUUAUUGCGGCGCUGAGCGCAGCCAGCUACGUCGAUCGGCUCGCCGAGGCGGAAGGCGACGUCGGCGACGCCGGCGACGCGGAAUGAGCAUGGCGGUGCGCGGUGGUGCUUAUAGCCGAUAAGUGCGGGCGGCGCGUUUCCGAAGCCAUGCUGGACGACUCCUCCAGGGGCCGGAGGAACAGGACGACAGCAGUAGGUGGACAAGGACGGCGGAGGGUCGGAGCAGCAGAGAGACAACGGUCGAAGCAGCCGGCGUGGCAUAUGCGUGACAAGUGGUGGAUCUGCCGCCCCUCCGGCCGCCAACGUCGGGCGUUACCUAAUGCAGCACGGCUUGGGAGGAAGCAUUUGGUCGAUCGAAGGCCGGCAUUUUUUCACCGUCGGAGAGGAAAGAUGGUUGUGUACUUUGUGUCUGGUGUAAAAUUUAUAUUUUUCUGGUAACCUUAACAUCCGUGAUUGUCCCUCUGAUCCGUACGGACCGUCAGCUACACCGAUCCUCGAACACCGCACGCAGAUAGAUAUAUCGGCACUGUUAUUGUUUCCGUUCCGCUCUGCCCCACCUGAACCUGGACGUCU
This is a messenger RNA of Pichia membranifaciens NRRL Y-2026, 3440 nucleotides long. RefSeq lists its product as hypothetical. Gene Ontology annotation, biological process: regulation of DNA-templated transcription. Bases 63 to 2954 code for a protein of 963 amino acids. The transcript has a single exon. Gene Ontology annotation, cellular component: nucleus. Gene Ontology annotation, molecular function: DNA-binding transcription factor activity; transcription cis-regulatory region binding. The record is from RefSeq and is a predicted model, not a curated record. NCBI's taxonomy places the organism in Eukaryota, Fungi, Ascomycota, Pichiomycetes, Pichiales, Pichiaceae.